AUGCGCGAAAAGCACGCGGCGCCGCGCCGCCUCGCCUCCCCCCCGCUCUCGCCGCGCCGCCCCAGCCCCCUCGGCUCCCCGCGCGCGGACGAGCCCCUCGACCUGCGCGUCACCCACAAGCGCCCCCAGCGCCUCGAGGACGAAAACUGCAACCUCAUCAUCCCCUCGCCACCGCCUCACCCGACACACCCAGCUCACCCCGCGCAUCCAGCGCUUCUUCAGUUCUGUAGACGAUUGCCUCUCGCCUUACCAGCAUCGUUCGGGCGAUACCCGUUCCUCCCGGCAGCCGCGGCCACGCUCCUCGCUCCGGGAGCCCCUCGACCGCCGCCCAUACCCCCCAACCCUGGCGCCCCGCGCGCUAGAGACCGCUACACCUGCUCUUACUGCGGCAAAGCGUUCCCUCGAAGCGCAAACCUGACCCGACAUCUGCGGACGCACACGGGUGAACAACCCUACCGCUGUAAAUACUGCGAGAGAUCCUUCUCGAUAUCCUCGAAUCUUCAGCGGCACGUGCGGAACAUCCAUAACAAGGAGAGGCCUUUUCGGUGUCGUCACUGCGACCGCUGCUUCGGGCAGCAGACGAAUUUGGACAGGCACCUGAAGAAGCACGAGGCGGAGAACGGCGACGAUGGCCGCCGACGGUCGCCGGACGAAACGUACUUCGAGGAGAUCAGGUCGUUUAUGGGGCGGGUGGCGCCGGCAGCCCGCCGCGCCGCCGCCGCCGCCGCCACGGCAGCGGACCAUACCUGA
This is a messenger RNA of Ostrinia nubilalis (European corn borer), 750 nucleotides long. RefSeq names its product transcription factor hamlet-like. The record is from RefSeq and is a predicted model, not a curated record. Lineage: Eukaryota; Metazoa; Arthropoda; Insecta; Lepidoptera; Crambidae. The transcript has a single exon. Bases 1 to 750 code for a protein of 249 amino acids.